Aspergillus puulaauensis is the source of this 1785-nucleotide messenger RNA. RefSeq names its product WD40 repeat domain-containing protein (gene PFS2). Bases 1 to 1785 code for a protein of 594 amino acids. Lineage: Eukaryota; Fungi; Ascomycota; Eurotiomycetes; Eurotiales; Aspergillaceae. The record is from RefSeq and is a predicted model, not a curated record. Gene Ontology annotation, molecular function: protein binding. The transcript has 4 exons. Gene Ontology annotation, cellular component: mRNA cleavage and polyadenylation specificity factor complex.
AUGGCUUAUUACGACGACUCUGGGAAUGACGGGCAGCCAUUUGGGAGGGGCCAGGGCGGAAUUCAAGGACCUCGUCGACCCAGGCUUGUCACCGAUUAUGGUUCCUCAAUGGUACAAUGGAUGCGCCAUCGGCGACCGAAAUACAGGGGCGGCUAUCGGAUGGAGACAGAGAGACCGAGCGCCAGCUAUAUGGUGGAUAUGCUCCCUCCCAUGGCACGAGUGCACUCGCCGGUAAACACGAUCCCCGUACGGCACUUACACCAGUCUAUCGGAAAGUCGAAAAAGCCGAUCACGGUUGUCAGAUGGACUCCGGAGGGGAGGCGCUUGUUGACUGGUGGACAUACCGGAGAGUUUAUGCUAUGGAACGGCACGGCAUUCAAUUUCGAAACGGUUAUGGAUGCACAUUACGACCAAUUGCAAGCUGGAGUUACAUCGUUGGCGUGGUCGCAUAGCAACGACUGGUUGAUUUCUGGAGGACAAAAGGGUGACGUGAAAUAUUGGAGGCCGAAUUUCAACAACGUUGAGACGAUAGACGACGCACACCACGACGCUGUACGAGAUCUAGCUUGGUCACCGAGCGAUACGAAAUUCCUCUCGGCCUCCGACGACACGACCCUUAAGAUCUACGAUUUCACGACCAGAACAUGCGACAGCGUCCUGACAGGCCAUAACUGGGAUGUCAAAUCAUGCGACUGGCAUCCGACAAAGGGACUGCUUGUUUCCGGUUCGAAAGAUCAUCAAGUCAAAUUCUGGGACCCUCGCAGCACCCGCUGCUUGACGACACUUCACAGCCAUAAAAAUACCGUGACCGCUACUAGGUUUUCCCGGGUGAACAGCAACCUUCUUGCAACGUCGUCGCGCGACCAGACCGCACGAGUUUUUGAUCUCCGCAUGAUGCGGGACAUUUGCAUUCUCCGUGGUCACGAAAAACCGAUAUCUACGCUUACAUGGCACCCGGUUCACUGCUCUCUUAUCUCAACAGGAAGUGAAGAUGGGUCUUUAUAUCAUUACUUGCUUGACGAGCCCAACCUUCCUGCCGGCCAAGUCCCUACCGUCGCACCUUAUGAUAGUCCGGAUCCAGCAAAUACGCCGGCCCAGGUAAUCUACCCAGCUCAUCGGGUGCAGUAUGCCCACGGCGCGACAAUUUGGACUCUAGACUGGCAUCCUCUAGGUCACAUCCUUGCUUCGGGAUCGAAAGACAACUUCACCCGAUUCUGGUCUCGUGCUCGACCAGGAGAGAUAACCUACUUGAAGGAUAGGUUCCACAUUGGAGAGGAGGCUGCUGAAGCUCAAGGAACAUGGAACCGCAACUUUGGAAAACGACAAAUGCGCGAGGAAGAAGAACAGGAACUACAGGAUGAAGAAGAUAGUUUGGUCGAUCAAAGGACAUCCGCCGGUACAGGUCUUCCCGGCAUACAAAGUGCGCCUCAGCCGGAUGGGCUGGGUUCAUCUUUACUACCUGGCAUAGGCGGUGCCCAACCUCCUCCACCACCUGGAUUAGCUGCCUCUAUGGCCCAGCCUCCAGCAAAUGCUUUCCCUCCAAACCCUGUCUUCCCCGCCUUCCCCUUUGCGCCUCCCUUCUCCGGGGCUCCUCCAGCAUCGGGGACACCACCGAUGAAUGCGCCCAAUGUCGACCUCGCGGAGCUCCAAAAACAGCUUGCUGCGCAAGGAAUCUCACUCCCGCCAGGUUUCCCCCACCAUCUACCUCCAGUGUCAGCGCCGAUGGGGGGCGGGCUUCCUGGGUUGCAGGGCAUGUUCCCUCCUGAUAACAAUUAUGGCCGGUGA